UGAUGAGUAAACAAGACGAAGAAUCAAAAUUACAAUUAAUAGAAUCAGCCUUUGAAUGCAAUAUUUGUUUAGAAAUAGCUACAGAACCAAUACUAACAAAUUGUGGUCAUCUAUUUUGUUGGCCUUGUAUUUAUAGUGUAUAUAGAUUAUAUUAUUUAGUGGCUUAAUUCAAAUUAAGAAUUUUUAACUUGUCCUGUUUGCAAGAAUGGUUGUUCAAAGAAUUCUUUAAUUCCUUUAUAUUCAAAAGAUGAAACCAAAACUACGUAUUUAUAAUUAAAUAAAUUAGUAAACAACGAGAUCCUAAUAUUCCUCCUAGACCUAAACCAGGUAGAAAUGAUCCUGUUAGAAAUAACAAUCAGGUUGGUUAAAAUAAUUUAGCAAAUGGAGCUAUGAUUGCAGGUUAUGGAUUAUUUCCAUCACUUUUCAAUUUAAUAUGUAUAAAAGAUGGAGAUAUAGAAAAAGAUGAAAGACAUGAGAGUAACCAAUAACUUUGAUAUAUUUUAGAUGAAGCAACUGUUGAAAUAGAAAAUGUGAGAAAACUCAAAGCUAUUUUAUUUUUGUUGAUUUUGUGCUUAAUUAUGAUGAUUGUAUUCUACUUUUGA
Paramecium pentaurelia is the source of this 602-nucleotide messenger RNA. NCBI's taxonomy places the organism in Eukaryota, Ciliophora, Oligohymenophorea, Peniculida, Parameciidae. The record is from the annotation of a GenBank genome assembly.